AUGUAUCACAGAGAAUCUUCUCAGGAUGAGCCCUUGUGGAUGUUCAUAAUCAUGUACAUCACAGUCUCAAUGGUUUUCGGUAUUGUUGUUUGGUGGACACGUCGCUCUCGCCGCCGCGGACUCAAUUCGAAUGGUGAUGAAGAACAACCCAUUAUUUUGUGA
Messenger RNA from Sclerotinia sclerotiorum 1980 UF-70, 162 nucleotides. RefSeq lists its product with no specific name. The transcript has a single exon. Bases 1 to 162 code for a protein of 53 amino acids. NCBI's taxonomy places the organism in Eukaryota, Fungi, Ascomycota, Leotiomycetes, Helotiales, Sclerotiniaceae. The record is from RefSeq and is a predicted model, not a curated record.